Amphibalanus amphitrite is the source of this 3687-nucleotide messenger RNA. RefSeq names its product mitochondrial Rho GTPase-like. The coding region runs from base 211 to 2259 and encodes 682 amino acids. NCBI's taxonomy places the organism in Eukaryota, Metazoa, Arthropoda, Thecostraca, Balanomorpha, Balanidae. The transcript has 19 exons. Gene Ontology annotation, cellular component: mitochondrial outer membrane. The record is from RefSeq and is a predicted model, not a curated record. Gene Ontology annotation, biological process: regulation of mitochondrion organization; small GTPase-mediated signal transduction; mitochondrion organization. Gene Ontology annotation, molecular function: GTP binding; calcium ion binding; GTPase activity.
UGUAGCUUGUUUCCGGCUGUGUGUGAAAAAAGAUUGUGGCGCUCUGUGUGUGUGAGAGAGGGUUGACCUCUGGGGAAGAGACUGCAAAUAAAAUGGCCUAAACAGUUGCUAUGUACUUAAAAUGCAAACUCUAUAUGCCAUUAGCGCGAUCCAAAUGACCUGUGCUUAGCGGCCAGCUUUGUUACGUUUGAGACCAUCCACAUUAUCAUAAUGGUGCAGUCCAGAAGGGAAGUAAGAAUUCUGCUGCUGGGAGAGCCCGGAGUGGGGAAAACUUCGCUCAUCCUGUCACUGGUCAGUGAAGAGUUUCCCGAGGAGGUACCGGCCCGGUCGGAGGAGAUCACCAUCCCCGCCGACGUGACGCCCGAAAAGGUGCCCACGCACAUCGUCGACUACUCGUCUCUGGAGCAGACAGAAGACCAGCUGCUGGCGGAGAUACUCCGAGCACACGUCAUCUGCGUCAUCUACGCCGUCGACGAUGAGGACACCCUGGACAAGGUGACGGACUACUGGCUGCCGCUGGUGCGUCAAACUCUGGGGGAAGAGCACUCGACGCCCGUCAUACUGGUCGGAAACAAGGUGGACCUGGUGGAGUACAGCACGCUCGAGGCCGUCAUACCCAUCAUGAACGAGUUCGCCGAAAUCGAAACAUGCGUAGAGUGCUCGGCGCGGACGUUGAAGAACAUCUCUGAGAUGUUUUAUUACGCGCAGAAGGCCAUUCUGCACCCCACUGCGCCCCUGUUCAACACAGCCGAACGAGACCUAACGGAGGCCUGCAAAGCAGCGCUGGGUAGAAUCUUCAAGAUUUGUGACAUGGAUAACGACGGUCUUCUCUCGGAUACGGAGCUCAACACGUUCCAGCGUCGCUGCUUCAACGCGCCACUGCAGCCACAGGGACUCGACGACGUCAAGUCCAUCGUCAUGAAGAACGUCAGGGAUGGCGUGGUCGACGACGCGCUUACACUGGACGGGUUCCUGUUCCUGCACUGUCUGUUUAUUCAGCGCGGCCGGCACGAGACGACGUGGACCGUGCUGCGGAAAUUCGGCUACGGAGACGACCUGACGCUCACCAAAGAGUACCUCUUCCCGCCCCCUGUCGUCCCGUCCCGUCCCAGCCUGUCUCUAGCGGCGCGCCUGCUGCCCGGCUCGCCCGUCCGCCGUCUCCCAAUCAGUCCGAGCCACAGCGAGACCGCCCUGCACACGGCAGCACUCGACUCGUGGAGUCUGAGGAUCCCGCCGGGCUGCUCGACUGAGCUGACUCACCAGGGAUAUCAGUUCCUCCAGGUGAUGUUUGAGAAGUACGACCAGGACAAGGACGGCUGUCUGGACCCGGAGGAGCUCAUCCAGCUCUUCUCCACCUGCCCCUAUAUACCCUGGGGAAAGCAGGUGUACAACACGGUGCCGACGGACAGCCGCGGCUAUCUGACGCUGCAGGGCUACCUGUCUCAGUGGACGCUGUGGACACUGCUGGGAGCCGGCCGCACGCUCGAGUACCUCGGACACCUGGGGUACAGCUACGUCAUGGAGGAGCCCCAGUCGGCCGCCAUACACGUGACCCGGGAGAAGCGGCUGGACCUGCAGAAGAAGCAGACGUCCCGCACCGCCUACCAGUGUCACGUGAUCGGACCGAAGGGCGCCGGCAAGACAACGUUCUGCCAGGGACUGCUCAACAGGAACGCUGAGUCGGUGUCCUCUGUGCUCGAGUCGGACCUCUCGAAGCAGACCAUCAGCCCUGUGCAGGUAUACGGCCAGGAGCGCUACCUUCUGCUGCGCGACAUAGACGUGCACUCCGUCACCGACACUCUGCUGCCCUCGGAGGCGCAGUGCGACGUGGUCUGCCUCGUGUACGACGUGGCCGACCCGCGCAGCUUCGAGUACAUCGGCGGCAUCUAUCUGAAGUACUUUGCCGAGACCCCAGUACCGUGCCUAGUGGUGGGUAACAAGAGUGACCGCGGCGAGGUGCGUCAGCAGUACAUGGCCCAGCCGGGGGAGUUCUGUCGCCGGCACCGUCUGCCGCCCCCGCAGACGGUCACCUGUACGGGCACAGUGCGGCGCGACGUCUACCUCAAACUGGCCACCAUGGCCGCCUACCCUCGGUUCCUCCCGGCCUGGAUGCUCUUCUCGCGCAGUGGAAGGCACCUGCGGAGUAUGGGCCUGCUGCCGCGCGACAACAGCGGCUGGAUGAAACUCGGACUCGGAUUGGCCGCCGUCGUGUGCGGCGGCUUCCUAUUGGCCCGCUACGCCCGGUUCCUGCACCAAUGAGCGACGAGCAGGCGCCCGGCGGGCUGAACAAGCCUCGAUAGUGAAUACAUAGGACAGUGUUGUGUGCUGAUCAGUGUAAAUGGCCUCUGGAGUUGAGUGUAACUCGGGAGUGUGGAGUGAUGUACUCCAAGCGUAGGUGUGAGUGAUGCAACUCUGUACAGAGACUAAUUAUCUCGAAAUUGGAAUGAACUUGGCUGAGGUACCAACCAUAUUGUGAGGUGAUGAAAACAGAUAGUCAGGUUUGUGUGAUCCGAUCAAUAACUGUGGAAAGGAUUUUCAGAGCAAAACGCAUGGUAGAGCUACCGGAUACCGAAGACUUCCAGCCCUGAAACACCUUAGAGAUGCCGUUUCUUUGAAGGAGUCCGGCUUUCACAUUCAUGGCACGCUUUGACGCGUGACUGCGGGAACGCCAAACGUAUGCUGCUUUAUCCCUGUACUUCUUCUGCCUUUGCGAUGGCUCUGAUGAGACUUCCCGAAAGUAGCUAUAAUUCCAGUCCGAUAUGCAAAGUGCUGUAUAUUUGUAUGCGAUGGCAUGGUGUUUGUGCAGGGGUGAGCAGGUUGUCUUCAGAAGACGAGCGUUAUUCGACGAGCAGUUAUUCCUAACUCGACUCGCUCGCCAAGUAUGAACGUAGCAGAUGUGUACGUUGUCCUGAAGAACAUUUGCUCUCAGCGUAUCACUGAUCAGGAUGCAAUGAUCGGUGUGUAAGGGGCGUGCAUUUGCCGGAUCGGUGCUUGUUUGAGAGACGAUGUGUCGUCUUUGGAGUCCUUAUGACGUCACGUCUUUGAUCUUGCGACGUCUGAUCGCGCUGUAAAUUAUUCGGACAGUCUUGAUUGCUUGUCUGUGCCACGAUAUCUUUGUGUCUGCUGAGAGUGCCAUUUUCGGACGGCAGAGGCUCGAUGACGUCAUAUAGUUACUGAUGACGUCACUGGAGCGAUCGGAGCCCGCUGUGUGACGUCACAACACGGCGGGAUAGUCUCGAACGGGCGCCUCUAAGGCGAGAAUGAACAGACUGCUGGGUGGUUUAGCUCGCUAUAUCCUGAGAGUGAGGGUCGAUGCUUGUGUGUCAUGCAUAUGAUGUGGGAACUGGGAACGCGUGUGUCUGAUUGUGGAUCGUGUUUGUAUGAAAGACAGUAUGCUAUGUAGGAGAGCGUGGUUAUGACGAUUGUGGCGAUUGAUCGUCACGUGUACAUAGACGCUGGUCGCGACGGUGUGCUCUAUCUAGGCCGGUGUGUUUGACCCUCUAGAUCGGUCUGACCCCCGGGAUCAGAUGGUUAGACCCCAUGGGCCGGUGAGAACCCGGAUGUGGUCAAACCCCGGUGUGUUGGGUGUGAGCAGUUGAGGAAUCCUGCAGUUAGCGGACCUAAGCGAGCCGAAAACCCGUGGACGGCUCUGUCCGCAAGAUCUAGGUAAAUAAAGUACAAACCCUA